Schistocerca serialis cubense is the source of this 6329-nucleotide messenger RNA. It is a transcript of the gene unc-5, whose product is annotated as netrin receptor UNC5C. The record is from RefSeq and is a predicted model, not a curated record. Bases 205 to 3270 code for a protein of 1021 amino acids. Gene Ontology annotation, cellular component: membrane. Gene Ontology annotation, molecular function: protein binding; netrin receptor activity. The transcript has 15 exons. NCBI's taxonomy places the organism in Eukaryota, Metazoa, Arthropoda, Insecta, Orthoptera, Acrididae. Gene Ontology annotation, biological process: netrin-activated signaling pathway; motor neuron axon guidance.
UAGUCAGUCGUCUCGUGGCCGAGUGCGCGAACGGACGUUCAGAUCCGCCGCCGGGAGGUGCGCCGGUGAAGUUGCUGGACCACUCGCGUGAACUGUGCAAGUGUGAACUAACAGGAGUGAGUGAGUGCUUCGGAGUACAGCAGCUUCCUGUUACAAUGACCGUCUCCAUGCAGAGAAACAUGCCGACCACGAUGGCGUCCUGAGAUGACGGCCGCACAGUUGGCACUCCUGCUCGCGCUGUUGCUGCCGCUCAGCCGAUUGCAAGAACCGGAGGGCGCGGCAGCUGCGGCGGCGGCGGUGGGCGGUGCCGUCGCGGCGAGUCCCCCAGCCGUGGAGGCGGCGGCCACGGCCGGGGUGCUGGCGGCAGCGGCGGCAGCCGGCGCGGCGGGGGCCUCCUCCGCCUCCGGACCCGACGAGCACCACAUCGACGAGGACGACGACGAUGACGAAGAUGACCUGGACGACGGUCUGGAAGACGACGAGCGCGACGGCGGCGGGCUGCUGCUGCUGCCGGCGCCGGGUGUCGGGCUGGCGGGCGGCGGCUCCGCCCCCGGGGGCGGUGGUGACGGCGCCGACGCAGGCACUCCCUACUUCUUGUCCGAGCCCGCCCCCGCCUUCGUCGUCAAGCAGCGCGCCGCCACACUCAGCUGCAAGGCUGCCAACGCUCUCACCCUGCACUUCCGCUGCACCGACGGCGCACGGAGGAACCCGACGCGGCAGUCGGAGCACGUGGACCCGCAGUCCGGGGUGCGCGUGGUGGAGGCGUCGCUGGACGUGUCGCGGGAGGACGUGGAGGAGUUCUUCGGCCGCGACAAGCUCAAGUGCGAGUGCGUCGCCUGGAGCUCCCGCGGCCAGGCCAAGUCGCAGCCCGCCGCCGUCGACGUCGCCUACCUGCGCAAGCAGUUCGAGACGUCGCCGUACGGGCGCGCGGUGCGGCUGGGCGCGGGCGCCGAGCUGCGCUGCCUGCCGCCGGCCGGCGUGCCGCAGCCGCGCGUCUACUGGCUGCGCAACGGCGCGCCGCUGGAGCCCGACAGCAACGUCAUCGUCUCCAGCGAGGGCCACCUGCUGCUGGGGCAGGCGCGCCUCCAGGACACCGCCAACUACACCUGCGUCGCCGAGAACGUCGCCGCGCGCCGGCUCAGCGAGCCCGCGCUGCUCACCGUCUACGUGGAUGGCGGCUGGAGCGCCUGGUCGUCGUGGGGCGAGUGCAGCGCGUCGCGGUGCGGCCAGCGGGGCGUGGUGCGCCGGACGCGCUCGUGCUCCAGCCCCGCGCCGCUCAACGGCGGCCAACCCUGCCCCGGCACCGCCGUCCAGAAGGCCGAGUGCAUCGGGCCGUGCCCGCCGCAGCAGCCCGAGGCGUCUACGGUGGUGGACGGCCGCUGGUCGCCGUGGUCUCCGUGGUCGGUGUGCGGACCCGACUGCCGGCAGCAGCGACACCGCGCCUGCACCAGCCCGCCUCCCAGCCACGGGGGCCGCUUCUGCCCCGGCAGGGACACCGCCGUCGCCGACUGCGCCGGGGGACUCUGCAGGCUCUCCGCCGGAAACCAGGCAGAAGCUGCUGGCAGCCAUGACUCGGUGCAGCUGUCAGAAGAAGCGGUGCACCCGCCGGACGUGGCGCUGUACGUGGGCCUGGCCGUGGCGAUGGUGGUGUUCGCGCUGAUGGCGGCGGCGGGCGGCUACCGCUGGCUGUGGCGGCGCAAGGGCGCGCGCGCGGGCGGCGCCGGCGGCGGCCUGUACUCGCCCGCGUCGGCCGGCGACGUGGCGGCGGGCGCGCUCGCCGCAGACCCGGAGAAGCGCCGCCUGCAGCCCGACCUGACGCAGACGGCGGUGAUCGCGGCCGCCUGCUACGAGUACCCCUACAGCGAGCCGCCGCCCCCGCCACCCGGCGCCCUCUCCCACGACGACGACGAGGAGGAGCACCACUACGACGAGCCGCUGCGGCCCGGCGGCUCCACCUCCAGCCUGAGCAGCGCCGGCACCGCCUCAGUGCUGCAGGCGUCGCUGGAGCCGGAGCUGAGCGCGGCGGGCGUAGCGACGGCGGCGGGCGCGCGCCUCGAGCUGCCCGAGCUGGGCGUGGCGCUGACGGUGCCGCAGGGCGGCGUGGCGCGCGGACGGCGCCAGCGCGUGCUGGUGGCGCUGCUGCGCGACGCGCGCCCGCCGCUGCCCGACGGCUGCGUGCGCCUCUCGCCCGUCGUCAUGUGCGGCCCGCUGCGCCUCGAACUCGCCAAGCCGCUCAUCCUCAGCUUCCAGCACUGCGCCGCGCCGCCGCACGACGCCUGGCGCCUCUCCGUCUGGUGCUGCGACACGCCGCCCGGACAGCCGCCCUUCUGGCAGGAGGAGGCGGUGCUGGGCGAGGAGACGAUCAACACGGCGGUGUACGCGCAGCUGGACCCGGGCCGCGUGCACCUGGCGUGCGAGGCGGGCACGCGCUGCGUGCUGGUGGGCCGGCCUGCGCGGCCGCGCGCCGCCAGAAAGAGCCUGCGUCUCGCACUGUUCGGCCCGCCUGUGCCGCCGCUGGUCGCGCUGCCCAACUGCAGCCUGCGCGUCUACGUGCUCGAGGACACACGCGAGGCGCUACAGAGUGUGGAACGUGAAGAGGCAACAUUGGGUGCACAGUUGCUGGACCUUCCUAGGACCUUGCACUUUGAGGAUGGUGGUGGACCCCUCAUACUGAGCCUUGAAGAUGUUGGUCCUGGCUGGCACAGCAAACCACAAGCUGGACAUCAGGAGAUACCGUUCCAGCAUGUGUGGAACCCAAGUCACGGCCACUUGCACUGCUCAUUCUCACUGGAACGCACAACAGUGCCACAACAGCCAUUGUCACUCUCAGUAGCAGCAUGCCAGCAGGGUAACAACAGCAAAGUUGUCCUAAGGGUGCAGCCUGACCUUGGUGCAGUGCCCCUAACCCCUGGCCUCACCACUCUGACUGUUACUACAAGCAGUGGUUGCAGCUCUCUGAGGUCAUCCCCAGCUAGUGCUUCACAUUCACCCUUCAGGGUGCCACGUGCAGUCUGCAAGCAGCUGGCUAAGAGCCUAGAUCCUCCAAAUGCAAGGGGAAAUGACUGGCGUAUGCUUGCUCGACAACUGGGCGUUGACAGGUACAUCAACUAUUUUGCAACUAAAGCUAGCCCCACAGAGCACAUUCUGGAUUUAUGGGAAGCAAGGCACAGGGAACCUUCUGCUGUUCCUGAUCUGCUCAAUGUGCUGCGGCUGAUGGGGCGCUCUGAUGCUGCAGCUCUCCUUGAACGAGAACUCGGUGCUUGGAUCUAAAAGCUUAGAGAUACAGACACAUUAAUUGCUUUUGGCACUUUCUACAGACACUGCAGUACUCUUGUGGUACUGAUAACUGAAGGUACCAAUAAGCUAAGACAUGAGGUUCUGCUUCCUGCCAUAGAGACUGAAUAUUUCACAGAAAACAGCUCCUUUCUGGUGGGAGUAACUAUUUGUGUAAUACAUUUUAAGACUGUUACGGUGCAUACAGUGUUGUGGAUGAAAGUGUGCUGGAAAAAGCUAUUAAACAUUUAUAACUUCUUUAGUUACAGAGUACAUUCUGAAAUCAGAGAUUUAGGAAUCCAUAUGUAGUGUUGUAUGUGUAAAAGCUCAUUGAAAUUAACAGAAAGUAGUUUGAAUCAAGAACAUUUGGAAUCUGUAAGUUAUAUUGUGUAUUUUUUGAGUCACUACAGUACUGAUGUUAUAUGGAUUAUGACUACUGUGUAUUACGUAACACUACCUGUGGGUUCAAAACAAUAGGUCAUAUUACAAUAAGCAUAAAUAUGUAUUGCAUUUUUAUACUGUAUGAGUAAUGAAGACAAUGUAGUUCAUCUUGAGUUAUAAAUACAACACAGCUGAUACUGAAAGAAAUGUGCCUUACAUUAAUGUAAUUUUUGCAGAUACAUUCAGAAUUUUUUUAAUGCUCAUAUUUCCAGUUUUAUUUCAUAAACAGCAGUUGGCAGAGGGUGACAGGAUUUGAAUUAUUUUUAAAAACAUCUACAGGAUUGUCAAACCCAUAGUGCAUCCACUAAGUACAAAAAUAGCGCUUAUUUGUCCACAGAUGAAGCUUCAUUAGCCAUCAGCUCCAGUAUAUAGUAGUUCUGGGACCAAAAUAAGUAUAUUUUAUAUUUAUUUUCAAAGUUUUGCCCAGAAAAUCAAAAUAAUGUAAACAAUGUGAGGAAACUGGAUAAUGUUACAAGAUUUUGUAAACCAGUGGAUAUUAUAUGGAAAUUAUAUCAGAAAGUAAUGUUACGUUUUGAACUGUCUUGAAAAUGAAGCUGUUUCCACUUUUAGGAUAAAUACAUGUAACACUUUCAUUUGUUAUUUUUUUGUAAAUAUAACUAUGCAUAUAUAGCUUUCACAUUGCUUCUGGAAAACAAAAUUUAAUGCAUCCUGGAUUUAUACCAGCUGCCUUGCAGACAUGUAGAUCUCAACUAAAUUUUGUAAAUCAGAUAGUGUCUUCUGAGGUUUAAACAUCUUUGCUGUGUGAAUAUCUCAUGAAAGUUUCUGUUUUCAGUCAGGCAACAUUAACAGUGCAGUACUGAAUAUAUAACAAAUGAAAUCCUGGGAUGCUACCUAUUUUACCACUUUAGAAUCAACUGUUGUCAUCCUGCAGCCAAUAUUUACAAAUAAAAUCAAUACUUGUAAGCAUUUGUGUGUGGAAUAGCUCUAAAUAUCUUCUGAUGUGUUACAGUCUCCAAAACCUCGUUCGUGGAUAGAAAACAACUAAAGAAAAAUGUUUUUCACAGCCUACUUACAUAAUCUACAGUUUUACCUUCUUACUACAUUUGUGCUUCUAAUAUACUGGAUAAGCUGCAAUGAUUAUAGAAUUUUGUGUUGUCCCCUGCACCCUCAAUAGGCACAUUGCUGUUAUGUUUGUAAAUUAUUUCUUAAUUGGAAACAUGUUUAUUAGAUGUCAUGAAUUUUGAUUUUAAAGAAAAAAGAGUUUCCCAUGCCUAUGAAUGUGGCAAAAUUUGUUAGUCAGACAUGCUAUGACUAACGAAGAUUCGUACAAAAUUUAGUGUAUCUCUCCAUUUCCUUCAUUUCAGUUACAUGUUUGACUCACUUCUGAUCCAUGAGUCAUUCUAUGGUGAUUGUUAAAUACUUAAAUCAUAAAAUAUAACUAUAGAAAUUCUGCAGUUUUACAAAUCAGCUGUGAUGCUGUAAAGUGUUAGCGAUUAUACAUUUAAAUGACUGGUUGACGUACACUUGGAGGAAUAGGGACCUAUUGUAAUAGUAAACUGACUUUAUUAUUUUUUGUACAGUGAGAUGAUUUUCUCUGUAGUGGGACUAAAACAAUUACUCAGAACUGCUGCAUCUAAUCAAUUCAAUGUUGCUCAAUUUUGUCAUUAUCUUCUGAAGUAUGCUUCUGCAUAUUUACUUUUUGUAUUGGGGUAACAUGUCAUUCAGCACAGGGCCAGCAGAACUACCCUCUCAACCCCUGUUAGGUAUAUCACUUUAAAAUUUAAAGUCGGUGUCAUGGGUACCAUCACACCCUAUGUUUGGUUUCUUUUUGUUAAGUAGCUAAAGGAUUACAAAACAAUAAGGGAAAUGUUGUGGCGCAAUUACAUUUCUCUUUUGUACCUAUUCAUUUAUUAUGUUGGUAAAAUAAGAACACAGAAGACUAUUAAUGACAAUGGAAUUCCUUUAUUUGUUCCAAGAGAAAGAACAAGUCUCCCCUUGUAUUGAAUAACAUGUUCCCAAAUCUUGUUUCAUGUUGGCAUUUUCCUUAAUGGUAAUUUGAAGAUGAGGUUCUUUGAAAAGAGAAGUACAAACUAAAAAUGCUUGUCUUAUCUGCAGCUCUGUCUGGUUCUGUAUCAUUCAGGAAGCUCAGAAACUACUGCUCAGAAAUAAAACGAUAUUAUGUACUCUAAUUGGUUUUAGAAGUGCAUGAUUUCUGUGACCAUCACAUACAUUUACAAUCCAUAACAUAUAAUUUUGACUUUCAUGUCUUUAAAUAAACUGUCUCAAACUGGAUGUGUGAAGAUUCCAAAAGAAAGUAUAUGCCUAAAUGUGUGGGCUGCUGUUGUUUUUGUGUAAGACAUGGUAAUGUGUGUAUAGCUUAUGUUUCUUUUGUUACUGCUUACUGUCACUUGUUAGGCCAGCACGCAUGAUGGACUGUUUGUUCUGCUGUUAAAAUUCGUUUAUAUUUAGAGUUGUUUUAUAUUGUAACAAAGUCAAUUAAAGAUAUAAACAGAUAGAGUAAAUAUGUUUGUACAGAGUUUCUACAUAAAGUCAGAACUAUUUUGCUUGUAUGUAUGUACAUUUUGUGUUUCUGUUAGAUAAUGAGAGAACUGUACUUUAGUUUAACCAUAAUAAAAUAAAGCUGUCAUUAAAAA